Molecule: messenger RNA, 1350 nt
Organism: Anoplophora glabripennis (Asian longhorned beetle)
Lineage: Eukaryota; Metazoa; Arthropoda; Insecta; Coleoptera; Cerambycidae
Product: putative nuclease HARBI1
Exons: 5
Coding region: 1-1245 (414 amino acids)
Source: RefSeq, a predicted model, not a curated record
AUGUUUCCUGGUCCGGCAAGAAUUAUCCUUGUUCUAAAUAAUGAGGAAAAUGAGAAUGAUAAUCUCAAUGAAAGGUUGGAUGAACCGAGAGAAAACCAACAGCCAGUAGCAAAUAUGAACAGGGAGAGACUGUUUCGAGACCGAUUAGAUCCUAUACAAGUACCAGAUGAACAUUUAUUAAGAUAUUAUCGUUUACCUAGAAAUGUGAUUUUGGAGUUAUGCGAGUUAGAACACCCCACGAGACGCAGUCAUUCCCUAUCAGUUAUGCUACAAGUUCUUAUAGGCCUAAGGUUCCUAGCAUCAUGUGGUUUUCAGAGUUUAAUAGGAGAUAUUGCACAUAUAUUUGACGACAUUUUAAGUGAUGAGGAUGAAGACAUCAUAAAUAUUAUUGAGGCUCCCAGGCAGCCUAGAAAUUUUAGAGUAAGACCUAGUCAUAUGGAGUGUUGGAACGACGAGGAAUUUAUAAAUAGAUUCCGACUUUCCAAAGUCUCUUCACUGUUAUUUUUUAGGAAUCAUGCUCUACUUCCACUAACUCAAUUACUAAUAAGCUUACGAUUUUAUGCAUGCGGUAGCAUCCUUCUUGUUGCUGCAGACUUUGGAGGAGUACACAAGUCAACAGCCUCUCGAGUAAUUAAAAAUAUGUCACAGGCGAUUGCUUCAUUGGCACCGACACACAUAAAAAUGCCAGAAAAUAAUCGAGAAUUAGCUGUGGAGAAAGAAAUGUUUUAUAAUAUUUCAAGAUUUCCUAAUGUUAUCGGAGCUAUCGAUUGUACACAUGUCCAAUCUCCAGGGGGAGCAAAUGCUAAGCAUUUUAGAAAUAGGAAAGGAUAUUUUUCUUUAAAUGUGCAAACAGUUUCCAAUGCAAAAGGAAAUAUUUGCAAUGUAGUAGCACGCUGGCCUGGUGCUAGUCAUGACAGUACAAUUUUCAAUAACUCAAGAUUAAAAGCACAAUUUGAAGAGGGAAGAUUUACAGAUGGUUUACUUUUGGGAGAUUCCGGUUAUGCCUUAAGAAAAUAUUUGAUGACACCAUUACAUAAUCCAAUUCUUCCAGAAGAAAAUCUGUACAAUGAGUCUCACAUUCUUACAAGAAAUGUAGUGGAGAGGUCGUAUGGAAUGUGGAAGAGAAGAUUUCCCAUAUUACGCUUGGGGAUGCGAUUGAAAAUGGAAACAAUCCAAACAAUAAUUGUACCUAGCCACUGCAGUAUUAAACAAUAUUGCCAUAGAUAUGAGGGACGAGGAACCUGAGGAAGAAAUUACUGUAGAUGAUGACGAAGGUCCUAAUGCAGAUGAAGAAAUCUUUCAACCCGCUAAUAAUACUGGAGCAGCAGUUAGACAAAAUUUAAUUCAGUA